AUGCAGAAUUCGAUCCUGGAGUGCCAGAGUUCAAAGGCAUACCAAGACAGCCUGGCACUAUGUAGAAACGACAUGGUGAAGUAUAUGCAGCGCGUCUAUCCGUUGUUGGUGAAGAUACAAAUGGAAGCGGUGGCGAGCUACGGCUUUAGCGGCGACUUUCAGGGGGUCCAGGCGUUCCUGAACGAAAUGGCAGUGCUGGAAAAUGAAGAUCAAGAAAUCAAGAAGCUUAAUGAGGAUAUUCGGCAUUUGAUAAUUCCUCCCCUGCCGGAGUUUCGUUGA
Molecule: messenger RNA, 279 nt
Organism: Soboliphyme baturini
Lineage: Eukaryota; Metazoa; Nematoda; Enoplea; Dioctophymatida; Soboliphymatidae
Source: the annotation of a GenBank genome assembly